AUUUGCAUAAUAACCUCAACUGAGGGUCAUAAAUAUUAUUGAAGUCUGUACCUCUCAGGAAACAACUAAACAUGCCAACUUAAACUCAAAUGAGUGAACACAAAGAUUUUGAGUCUGGUUCUGACAGUGAGGGGUUUUCCUGAAAACAUGACCUUAUCUUCAACAUUUAGUUGUUGAUAGAUAAAUUGGGUCAAAGAUCAUGAAUACACUGUGUAACCCAGUGAAAAUGUAAAGGAGGUGGUGUUAAAAUGAAUUUACAGGCAGCUUUAUCUUGUCUGCAUCUAUUUAAAAAAAGAAAACAGAGCAUGCAGUGAGCUCAUGGCUAAAGUUUCUAGUUGACUCCUAUUGGUCACUCCAUGCAUAUGUGGAAUUCUUGUUUGUCACUUUUUUUAAACUAAAUGAAAGCUACGUUGCUGUAAAGAUGUGAAGUGAAAGUGAGCACGUUCACUUUCUGAACGCAAUGUGGGAAAACACCCGAGUGCUUUAAUGUUGUCGAGGCAAAACAUGGCAGACUCAGGGAAAGGUUGAGAUAUUUUGGCUUCACAGUCUACAGGUGUGGCUACUCGUUAUCAGCAUCUUAAGUGAUCGGGUCACAAUGGAGGUGAAAUUAAUACAGCUAGUAUUGCUUUAAGUUAAAGUGCAGAGUCAUUUCAUAGACGUGACAGUGAUGUGCAACGCAAGGCAAAAAACAACCAAGUGACUAAGAGGAAAAAAAAGCAGGUCAAGUUGGUCCAAUUGGAUGUUGGACUUUAACCCCACACAACAUUUGAGAGUGUAGGAAGUCUCUACGCAGUGUUUGGAAACUGUUAAGCAAGAAGAAUGGGAGCAAACUUCCAAAGAAAGCAGUGAAGGCGGCACAGACUUAAAUAAACACUCUUACUGCUGUUAUUACAUCUUGUUACUGGAAGCUGCAAUUUAGGUCUGCGUAAACAAUCUUGGCGUUUUAGUCAUACCGAAUGAUUUUCAAAGGUUUCAGCUGUUUUCUACAUGAAGGUUAUUUCUGCUUUAAAUGUCACCUGAAAAGGUGAGAAAUGUAUUUCCUCCAAAGAGCUGCCUGUCAUCAGACACUUUCACAAUAAAAGUUUUUAGCCGUUGGUGUUGUGUUGACAAGAGGAAGUGUUGAGGGGAUUGGUUAGGACACCUGCUUUGAGCAACCAAAGGGCAGACACAUGAUAACUUCCUCCUCAAAAUUCCAGCUAACAGAGAAAGGCAUGUUGCUUUCAAAACCUCCUUUUUCUUUCAUAUGUAACCACCGGGUUUAAUGAGAGAGUGCGUUUUUGGAGAAGCAUGAAAGAGCACAGGGUUCUCCUUUUCUUUAUCGUGCAUGACUGGCUGUCUUGUGAGCGGAUGAGUGUGUGCAACUGAGUUGGCUGGUGCCUGGGGAAAAAAAAUCUUUGACAGUUCGAUCAUGACGACAGAAAGAAGCAGCAAAGCCCUGAAGGUGAAGCAGGAAUGUGGCGAGAAUGUGCCCAUGCUGUCGGACAGCGAGCUCAUGUCCCUCACAGUACGAGAGUUGAACCUCCACCUGCGCGGCCUCUCCCGUGAUGAGAUUCAAAAGCUAAAACAGCGGCGCCGUACUUUAAAGAACCGGGGCUACGCGGCCAGCUGCCGGGUCAAACGUGUCUCCCAGCGUGAGGCGCUGGAGCAGCAGAAAACGGAGCUGCAGAGGGAGGUGGACCGGCUCGGGGUGGAGAACGCGGGCAUGAGGAAAGAGCUGGAGGGGCUCGGCGCGCGUCUCGCCGCACUGCAGCGGUUCGCCAGGGGAUUAGAGGCCGGUGGAGGCCACCUACUGGCCACUGCCCCCCGCCUCAACACCGCCUCCGUCAUCACCAUCGUGAAGAGUCCACCACAGCAGCAGCAACAGAGAGAACAGGAGCCGUCCUAGAAGGAGCUGCUGGAACCAGACUGGGGGGGGGGAGCAUACAACCUGCAAUGCAAACACACGCAUAUACACACACACACCUGCAAACAUACAACACACACAAGCUGAGAACAGAAAGACGAUAUUAGUAGAAAAAUACUAAACCCCAGUUUAUGCUUCUAUCACCAAUUCUGAAGAAUAACAUGUGCAGGACUCAUUCAGACCUGUGUUGACAGAGGUGUGUGUGUGACAUCACCUAACAGACAACGACAGAGCGGAGUUUUCCAAAGCAAAGGCUAGAAACCGUUAAAAAGCAUCCAGACCAGUGGAGGUGUCCUCCACUUUAACACGCUGCAGCUUAGUCGACUGAAAUUUAAUUUAGUGUGUUUAGCUAUCAAAAAAAAUGUAGGAUUAUGUUGCAAAAGAUACAGCAUAUUUAAUGUGAACGAGUCGAGUCAUCACACAUAUAUACGUACACUCAUGCACAGAAACCUCACACUCAUCGCCCAGAUCCACACAAGAUGUACACAUGGACUAACCCGAACUCUGACUGAAGCCAGACCAGCUCCACCAGAGUUACUGCACUUCCUUACGCUACCGUCUCCCAGCAUGCAUCACUUAGGCCGGGGGGGGGGGAGGGGGGUGCGCUUCACCUCACCUCAUGACACCCGACCAACGGCAGAAUACCAGGUGGGUUGGAGUGGACGUUUUGAGCAGCCUCCUCCAGCUGUACAGUAUCUGCAUUCCUGGUACAGUUGUAGCUGCUGGUUGUUUCUUAUUUCCAGCACAGCUCAUGUGUUUCUGUUUCUGUGUCCCAAAGAGUGAGAGUCUCUUUUUUUAUUUUAGUCCUCAAUGAAGAGUUUCUCAACCUUGGUUUCACUUGAUGUGUUGGCAGGAUCGUGCGAGAUUUGAGUGACAUAUUAACAGCUCUGUUGUAGAAAUCAAAAAGGAAAUGAUCAAUUAAGAGCUUGUGGAAGAAGAAAUGAUCAUUCAGAAAAAAAGGUUGAGCUGCACUGCAUUUGUGAAUACCGACGAGCUUUCCUUUCCUCUCAUUGUAUUCUCUUACUUUUGGGUUUCACCUGUUGCCACUUCUCCCUCCCUCCAUCCAUGUUCAGGGAGAGCAGACGUGUACUGCUUGUGCACACAUUUCUCACAUCAAUGCAGUGCCUUCAGUGUAUUUUGGAGUAGCAAAAUUGCAAAACCUUACAGGAAGAAAAAAAAAAAGUUAAAAACAGACUGUAAUCACUCCUUCCCGACCGCACAUUUCUUCGUCUAGGAUCUCCGGAUUCUCCUUCUUUUUUUUUUUUUUUUUUUUUUUCUGCUGAGCUCCCUCAUUUCUCAUUUCACUACUGUGCAGUAACUUUGCUACAGUCUGCUAUGGCUUCCCCCUUUUUUCAUAUCUGCUAGACUUCCAACAACAGAUGUUGGUCAUUUUGCUAAAAAAGAAAGUGUAAAAGCAGAGUCCCAUCUGGUAGGAAUUACGCUUGAGGUUUCAAAGCAAAUCCUCUGCAUACAUUCCCGUUGUGUGUUCUUUUAUUUGUACCGUUUCUAUGUGCUGUUGAGAGACGAAGAUGUUGAGUGACAUUUAUCAGAGAUAUAUUCUAUAUUUUAUUUGUAUUUAAAGGUAGAUAUUAUGAGAAGACAAGCUAAUGAGUGCUGUGAUGUUCUAUAUGUUUUCAGAAGUACUUACUUAUGACUAGUCUGGGGAUAUUCUCUGUCUAAUUAUUGUGUUGUGUGGCGAUGAUGAUUACUUUACAAAAUGUUAAUUAUUAUUAUUAUUAUUAGCUAUGUAGAAAUAUGCUCAAAGCCAAUGGCCAUAUUGCUGUAUGAUGACUUUUGUGUGUGUGUGUGUUUUUUGCUAUGUCUGUCCUGGCUUGUCAUAGUGGAUUCUUGGAGGGAUUUUAUUUUUCUAUGAUGAUUUGUUAUGAUGUUAUUUGUCUGAAAAAAAACCAACAAGGUCACUUCUGAAUUGGCUGGGUGGGGUAGGACCACGAGGGUGUUAAAGGAAAAGUGGGAAGAAAGAUUGAGAUGGGGAAGAGGAAGAGGAGAGGAGAGGGUUCAAGAGUUGUUGAAUGAUGGAGAAAGAAAGUAGGAAAGGAAGACUUGGAGAGAGAGAGAGAGAGAGAGAGAGGUGGUGCUUUAUUCACUUGAAAACCGCCACCAGCCAAGGAGCAGCGGAGACGUGAUCUGACGGGCCUGUUGUCAUGGAGUCCGGGCCACUGAAUAGUGCUAGCAAUAUCAUUUCUAAAGCAGGCAUUGUAACUCAUUAGACCGUGUCGACAAAUAAACUCCUAAAGAUAUGAGGCAUAUAUUUAGCUAUAUGAGUAUCAGUGUGGCAAAAGCAUUUAUUCUCGAUAUUUUAACGUCUCACUUCUGUCAAACUGUGCUGGAUGUUUUGUAAUACUCGCAAAACAAAAAUGUUUUUUGUAUUUAUUACUUGUAUUUUUUCUAUUGUGAAAAUUUAAGUACAUUGUCUAUUUUAUAUAUUAAUUAUAAUAAAUGUUGUACAUAUUGUACAUAA
Messenger RNA from Labrus mixtus (cuckoo wrasse), 4382 nucleotides. RefSeq names its product v-maf avian musculoaponeurotic fibrosarcoma oncogene homolog F (gene maff). Gene Ontology annotation, cellular component: nucleus. NCBI's taxonomy places the organism in Eukaryota, Metazoa, Chordata, Actinopteri, Labriformes, Labridae. The transcript is spliced from 3 exons. The coding region runs from base 1409 to 1885 and encodes 158 amino acids. Gene Ontology annotation, biological process: regulation of transcription by RNA polymerase II; regulation of epidermal cell differentiation. Gene Ontology annotation, molecular function: DNA-binding transcription factor activity, RNA polymerase II-specific; RNA polymerase II cis-regulatory region sequence-specific DNA binding. The record is from RefSeq and is a predicted model, not a curated record.